GAUAUACUGACGCUAUGCUAAGCGAUAAUCUAAUCCGUGUCUCACAUGUGAAUCAUUGAUCGCAAUAAUGAUUAAACUCUCCAUUAUUUUCAUUACAUUUGAUUCACAUUUUACUUAACAUUCAAUUGAAUUGUAUUUAUAAUUGCAUUACAAGUGAUCACAGAAUCAGUCAAUACAAGUGUGAUAUCAAUGUAUUAAUACAUUUUGAUCUCAAUUCUCAUCACUACUACUACUAGUCCUCUAAUAUUGUGAUCCACUCUUCAGUCAGUCAUCCCUUCAAACACACCAUUCAGUCAUUCAGUCAUACAUUCACUCAAUUGUAGUCAUAAUAACUUCAUAUCAAUCGGAGAUUCUUGGAGGCAAUCGUUUAGUACAAAAGCAUCCGUUCCUCAAACAAACAGCUCAGCAAUGGAUACAAAUGAAAAUGAGUCCCAAAUCGCAAACUUCUAUAAGGAUCGAAGUGUUUUCAUUACAGGCGCCACUGGUUUUAUGGGAAAAGUCUUAGUGGAGAAACUGUUGCGUUCGUGCAGUGAUGUCAAGAAUAUCUAUGUUUUGCUCCGGACUAAGAAGGGUCUGAACGCCCGCUCACGUCUCGACGAACUUCUUAACACUAAAAUAUUUGAGAAGAUUCGUGAGGAGAACCCGAAGGCACUAAAUAAGAUCGUUGCCAUUCAGGGAGACAUAACACUAAACAGUUUGGGAAUAUCGGAGAGUGACUUGAAUUUGCUAACAAGUGAUGUCUCGAUUGUGUUUCAUUCGGCAGCGACUGUCAAGUUUGACGAACCCUUGAAAACUUCUGUCGAGUUCAACGUAAUCGGGACCCGACGACUGGUCGAGAUAUGUCAUAAAAUGCCUAAAUUAGUGGCUUUAAUCCACGUGUCGACGGCUUACGCCAACUGUAACCGAACCGAAAUCGAUGAACUCCUAUAUUCGCCGCCCGUUUCGCCGCAAAGGAUUGUGGACGCCGUCGAGUGGAUGAACGACGACGCGAUCAACUCAUUGACGCCCAAACUAUUGGGCGAUCGGCCCAACACUUACACCUAUACGAAAGCGUUGGCCGAAUCACUACUGGUGGACGAGUGCGGCAGUUUGCCCGUAGCUAUAGUUCGGCCCUCCAUUGUGACCGCCUCCUGGAGAGAGCCAUUGCGCGGUUGGGUCGACAAUAUCAAUGGUCCGACGGGUCUAAUACUGGCGAGUGGUAAAGGGGUUCUGCGGACAAUGCUCUUCAAUUCGAAAGCCGGCGCUGACUUAAUACCGGUGGACACUGUAAUCAAUCUAAUGAUAUCAGUCGCCUGGUAUACGGCCACACAACAGCCCAACAGUAUUAUGGUUUACAAUUGCACUUCAGGUCAACACAAUCGCAUCACUUGGGGUGACAUCGAAAGGAUCGCCUUUCCAUUACUCCUGCAUUACCCGAGCGCUGAGAUAUUCCGAUAUCCGGGCGGAAACUUCAAAGAGAAUCGUCUGUUUAACGACGUCUGCUGUUUCUUUGAUCACACAAUACCCGCCUAUUUCUUCGACGCUCUGAUGGCACUCACCGGACGCAAGAGAAUUAUGGUGAGAGUAUACGAGAAGCUUCAUCGGGCAACUGCUGCGCUCGAAUGGUUCACCACUCGUGAGUGGAAGUUCAGUGCAAACAAUGUACUUAUGCUUAUCGAUCAGCUAAAGGGCGCGGACAAAGAGACAUUCCACUUCGAUAUCCGAGACCUUCAUUGGCCGACUUAUUGGGAGGACUAUGUGUUGGGUUCCCGUAAAUACAUACUUAAAGAAGAGAACUCUUCUCUGCCCAAAGCCAGGAGUAAUCUACGGCGGAUGUAUUUGAUGCACAAAUUGAUUGGAUUCUUAAUAAUGUACGGCAUUUGGCACCGAUUCCUUCUACGCACACACGCGGCCCGACGUCUGUGGCUGUUGUUGAGCUCAUUAAUGAUGAAACUGUUUAGUAUUUUGCCCGCAAUCGCCAACACAUAAGAAUUGAUUUACAAUUUUUUAAACCGAAAGUCAAUUUAAAUGAAUUAGAAGUCAUUUUUUGAAUAAUAAGUUUUAAGAUUGGUAUUAAUUAUUGAAUUUUAUUGAAUUCAUUAUACAAUCACUAACUGGUCUGCCAUUAAUUGCAUACAAUUUUUCUUUCUUUAUUCUCUCUCUAUUUAAUUGUUUAACUCAUUUGCUAUAUAUUUGGGAAACAAUUUUUGCGACAAUUUUAAAAACCAUAAAAACAAAACAAAACGAACACAUUAUUGACUGAAUUAUAAUAAGAUUCUAAAAUCUAUGCAUGUUUUACAUCUAAUGUAUCUCUAAUUGUAUGUGAUUUUAGUUUAGUUUAAUAU
Messenger RNA from Medioppia subpectinata, 2324 nucleotides. NCBI's taxonomy places the organism in Eukaryota, Metazoa, Arthropoda, Arachnida, Sarcoptiformes, Oppiidae. The record is from the annotation of a GenBank genome assembly.